Molecule: messenger RNA, 8755 nt
Organism: Doryrhamphus excisus (bluestripe pipefish)
Lineage: Eukaryota; Metazoa; Chordata; Actinopteri; Syngnathiformes; Syngnathidae
Source: RefSeq, a predicted model, not a curated record
GUAUCGAGGAAGAAGAAAAACAAAACAAAGCCUUGCUAGCAGUGACAGCGUGAGGACUCCACUAGAGGCUCCGACCCACAAAACACUUGAGAGCUUUUUGCACGCAGCGAGACGUUGGCACGGCCCGCCUAGAGACUUGAUCCCGCACAGAAGUAACGCGUGCACGUGGUGACACGCCUGACCACAUCGGAUUGAGCCGCCACACUCACGCCGCCCCUCCCCCGUCCCUCCCCCAGGCACCCCGCACACCUCUGGGACUGGACAGGAGGCCCGGAAGUUCCCCCCACCCCCCACCCCCGCUGGAGCUCUAAGCUGUGCCUUGCGAUGCCUCAGGUUAGCAGCCCAGCGUCAGUGGGAUGGAGCCUCCCUUUGGGGACGACUUUCAGAACUACUCCUUUGCUGACCAGGCGCUGACCAGCACUGAGCUGCUAGCCAGCACCUCCGACCCAGAUUUCAUGUAUGAACUGGACAGAGAUAUGAGUCACCGACAGAGCCCCUACAGCGAUGGCAUGGUGGGCAUUACCGAAGGAGUCAAAGAGUCUGACAGCGGCGGCACGGAGCAGCUGAUGUUGUCGGGCGAGUGUGACACCAUACACAGCAACUCGGCGUUUGAACAGUGGGACUCGUACUGGGAAGAUCUGACCAGAUACACUCGCUUGGCCAGCUGUGACAUUUGGGGCACCAAGGAGGUGGACUUCCUGGGAAUCGACGACUUCUCCAGUCCUUACCAGGAUGAGGAGGUGAUCGGCCGAACUCCCACCUUGGCUCAGCUCAACAGCGAAGACUCACAGCCCGUUUGCGAGGCGCUCUGCCCCCCUGUUGACCUCACCCCACCGGCACCACCGCUACCGCCCCCGCAACCCUCCUGCCCCUAUAAGAGACCCCCUCUUCUUGGGUCAGGCCCCGGCCUUUCUCGGCCCACCACAAGCUCCUCCUCGUCUCGCCACUGCCGGAAUCUUCUCCUGGACUUUCCAGAAGGCUUCCAGAAGGCCACCAGGCCGGUCCCUUCCAACACUGAGACUAUGACAAAGACGCAGCCCCCCCUGAGUCCCACCCCGGACCACACCCACGUUCCAGUCAAAGUCCAGGGGCGAGCAAGCAAAAUGGCCGCUCCUGCCUCUGGCAGCUGUGACUUUGUGCGCAAGGCUAAGGUGCGCGUGAGUGCCCCUUAUAAAAGUCAGGCUGACGCUCCCUCCCAGACUUACUUUGAGAGGGCAGACGCUCCCCAUGACAACAUGGCUUCCACCUCCAGCAGUGGCAGCUUUGAAAGGAGAGCGGAGCCGAGCAGGAGGAGAGAGACGACCGCGGUGUGGUCCGCUGCCCCCCAGCUGGUGGAGGCCAGCCCUGACCUGGAAGGUGGAGCAUCAGCAGCGAGCAGCGUUGAGGCUGUGGGCGGGGCCAGCGGCGAGGGCACGGAUGUCGUCGAUGGCACGGAGAAGAGCAAAGAAGAGCACAACUACUCGCUCUUCUUGACGCAAAGCCGCCUGGCGGGAAGAAGCCACUCCCAGCUGGUAGAAGAGGAAGAGGAGGAGGAAGAGGAAGAGGAGGAAGAAGAGGCGGAAGAGGAGGAGGAGGAAGAGGAAGGUGAUGGGUUGGAGCUGGAUGACGAAGACCACGAUGAAGGCUUUGGCAGCGAGCAUGAACUUUCUGACAACGAAGAGGAGGACGAGGACGAAGACUACGAAGCCGACAAGGAUGACGACAUGAGUGACGCCUUCUCCGAGCCAGGCUGCGACGUGGCACUGAUGGAUGACGUCAAGGAUUUGACAGCGGGGGUGUCGAGCCGCAAGCGAGCGAAGCGCCGCUACUUCUGGGAAUACAGUGAGCAGUUGACACCCUCCAAGCAGGAACGCAUGCUCAAACCUUCUGAGUGGGACCGACACACACUGCCCAGCAACCUGUACCAGAAGAACGGACCCCUGCACGGCAAGUACACAUUGAAGAAGUCUCGGCGUACAGACGUGGAAGACCUGACUCCCAAUCCCAGGAAACUUCUUCAGAUCGGCACAGAGCUACGAAAACUCAACAAGGUGAUCGGCGACCUGACGCCUGUCAGCGAGCUACCCAUCACUGCACGCCCCUGGUCCCGCAAGGAGAAAAACAAGCUGGCAUCCAGGGCGUGUCGUCUGAAGAAGAAGGCUCAGUAUGAAGCCAACAAGGUCAAGCUGUGGGGACUCAGCACAGAGUAUGAUCGCCUGCUGUUCGUCAUAAACACCAUCAAGGAGGAGAUCGUCGCUCGCGUGGAGGACUCGUCCCCUCGGUCCAGCAGCAUGAGCGACACGCUGGAGCGACUCAUCCAGGAGACACUCGUGGCACCGCCUGUUGCUGGGCAGACUUCAGACUUCGUAAACAAGAUCCUCGAGAACACGGGAUGCGGCGACCCCACUGGUGGUCUGGUGGGCCUGCGAGUGCCCACCUCUAAAAUCUAGACAGACGGCGGUCCACCGAGCGGCGUGGAUUCAGCGUUCCCACCGUGCUGUCCCUUUGUAACCACGCCCCUCUGCAUGCCCCUCCUGCCCAGAGUACAUGCACAUGUUUAGUCACACGAGCACACAUCGUACGUGUGUGUGUGUGUGCUUCUUGUAGCACCUUGUUGCACCUGAAUGACGCCCUCGCUUCCCUGCACCCCACGCCGCCGCUUCGCCCCCUGACUGGCUCGUCUUGUCUUUGGUCUACAGCGCCCCCACAGGCGAGCGUGUUGUUAGCAUGCAUGUCACGCAGCAGCACGUUAAGUCAACAGCUUUGGUUGCCACGGCGACCACCAAGAACAGCGUGCCUGCCUGCACGUGUUCCCAAAUCGAAGGGGGACGUUCCACGUGGAUGGAGUGUAACGGCAUCAGAUGGAAUUGAUGAAGAUGAAGCUCCUCUGGGAGGAAGGUGGCUCCCCACCCCUGUUGUGUAAUACCUGUACAGUAGAUGUGAGCGCUCAGAGUGUGUGUUCAUACUCGUGUUUGAUCCCACUUCUAUUCAUUGUGCCUUGUGUGCGUGUGUGUGUGUGACGGCGGGAGAUGUACUUGGUGUGUGUGCGUGGGAGGAGACGCCUGCAAGGGUUGUGAUGUGUUCAAAGAUCUGAAUGUAUAUUAAUAUGAGCGCUCUGCUUGCGUGAUGCCACAGAGUCACUGUGUGUGUGUAUGUGCGCGCGAGUGUGGCCUCUGCAAUAGAUGACUUUUGCUUGUUGGUACUCUCUCUAGUGAGGAGGGGCAGUGUGUGGGUUUGGGGGAGGGGGCGGGGAUUACUGAGAGCUAUUUUUGAGUUACGAACGAAUAUUUGCACACUCUAUUUUGAUUGUUUUUGUACCAAAGACACAUGCAACAAGAUGGCGACCAGCCAGUCAACGUAAGGUUUUGCACAGCUUACCUGAUGCCGUAUUGAAUGUAACACAGUGCGUGCGGGGGUCUGUAGGGGAGGGGGGAGGGGUUUGGGGGGACCUCGUAGAACUGUGAAUCUAGUUGGGUCCAACAAAAGGAGCAUUCAUUUCUUUCAGUCUUUGGCGAACCUGCGAGCGCUGCGAGAUAAGCUAACGUCGACAACCAAAAUGUUCCCGCGUUUGUCCUGAAGAUGUACAUAAGCUGGUUGUCGUGGCAACUGAGUCCUCCUCCAGCAUGGCACCUUGUAAUGUCCCCUCUGCAUUGACACCUUGUCUGUUUUUCUACUUUAGCCCCCGGCUGGUGUCAAAAGUUUGGACACACAAUCAGGAUUGUUGUCAUGGAGAAGUCAUGUGACCUUUCCCCGAUUAGCUUGUAGAUGACACUCUAACCACACGCCUUGUGGGUGUUGCCGUGUGCGUGUGUGUGGUGUUCCUCCUAGCGGGACAUGCUGACAUUCCCAGGAAUUUGAACUAUUAAUGAAUCAUUUGUAGAUUUCAUCGUGCUCCACACGUAUAUACAGUAUAUAUAAUAUAUAAAUAUUUCUAUUUUUAAUGAUGUGGUUCCGUCUAAAGAAGGGAGAACUGGUGCUUUUUUGGGGAAGGAUGAUCCAAGAUUCUUAUUUGACUCGCUCUCCUAUCCCGUCCAUUUCCAUUUUUUUAGUUUGCAUUUUUUGUAAAUAUUUCUGAAGUUAAACUACGUGGUAGAUGAUCUACAGUCUAUAUAUAUCUAAAUAUAUAUGUGUUGAAAAUACUAUAUGUUUAAAGCAAAAGCACUUUGUCCAAAAAAAGAAAAGAGAAAAAAGAAAAGAAAAACAUUUUUUUCUUCCAUUUGCUGCUAAAAGGCCUGGUGUGUGAAUGCUGCGAGACGACUACUUGCUAGGGCGACACCCCACCCCAUCCCACCUCCCCUCACCCCGUGUUUCACAUGGCUCGGUCCAGUCUGGACCCGGUCCAUGAGUAACGUUUCCAAAAUGUUCCUGUUGUGUGGCAAACGGGGUGUGUGUGUGUGUGUGUGUGUGUGUGUGAAACGGGCCGGGUCUAUGUCCUGGACAGUGUGUUGCCUUGAGUAGAAGUUUCCUAUGGAAAAACAGAUUGUGCUUUGACUUCCUCUUCAGGGUGAUGUACAGUGUAGACGGCUACAUUGUCAUUUGUAAACUGAUUUCUACUUGUGACUUAACAAGGAGGCGGGGUUUAGAAGUUCUAUAUAUAUAUCACUGUACUGUAUGGCAAGCCAACCAUGAAGACUCAAUGUGGACUUAUUCUGCCUUCCUAAACAACUUUCACCACUCAACAAUAAAGCAUGGACAGGAGGCGUGGCCACGGGGGCCGGCCCUGCCCUUAUCUGGUCAACUUCAACCAACCCACUCAGCCUGAUUGGCUCAGAACCACCUCGACUGAAGUAGCAUCCUUGUCAGUUUUGCAGGGGAAGGGGGUCAACCUGUGGUUCGCGGUCCACUGGCUGACAAACAGUAGACUGGCUGUCAAAUGUGUGUGUGUGUGUGUGUGUGUGUAUGUGUGUAGAGGCAUGGGAACGUAAAAAGACUCUGUGGCAUUUUUACAGUCCAGGAAAUGAAAGGAGAGAAAAUGGCCGCCACCGAGCUAGCGAUAACGUGUACCUUUGUGCUACUUUGUCGACAAACGUUGAUGGCGACGCUCUUCAGAAAAUCAGGGUAAUUUUUCCUUCUUCUGUGUGACGUGUGGAGUGUGAAAGUGGGCGGGGCCACCUGUGACUAGUCAGUGUCAAUCAACAUGGUGCAACGCCCCCCCCACCACCCGACCCCACCCCCAGCAGGCCAACAGACUUUUUCUCCAGCGUGCUCCGGUGCGGCUCGGUUACAUGGUGCUGAUUGCUUCCCGUCGGCCUCUCUGAGCGUGCCUGGAGUUGUCUUUGUAAAAGCAAAGACUCACGCCUCGCCAACGCCACCCGAUAAGAAAAGAAUUGUGCAAAGUCCACACAUCACGGCAUAUCAUAGCAGCCCCACAUACCGUGCAAGUAUGACCCCUGGUGGCUGCGAGCAGUCGAGUAAUGGCGUCAUUGUGUUCUUUGAACAGGAAAGUACUGACAACGCUAGCGGCGCACCUAGCAUCUUCGCUGUGUGGCUUUCUGUCAAGACUGCCGCUUAGCUAGCUAGCUCAGGCUAACAUUGGGCGGCGUGGUCAGACGUGAGUCUUGCUUCCAGAUGUUUCCGAAGCAUUUCAAAAGUUUCCUGUCCUGUCGUACAACACUUUUGCUCCAAAACAUUUGGAAAAGCAGUUUGAGCGAGUGUGGUCAUGUGACCGCUGGGCUCGUUGGACUCACUUUCUCAGUGGAAAGACUUCUACUUGCUGCUAUGGGACGAGCUCCAAGGGUUCUGGACUCUUUGUGUAAUGGACCUGCACUCACUAGGACCAGAACAUGCUAACUCCAGUAUGAGGCCUGCUCAACCCGGUGCCUUAAUCUGAUACCAGAACACCAGUCUGCACCUCCGUCCGUCAGUCAGAACCUCCAGCCGGGCUUCCCACAACUUUUAUUUCGUUUGGGGAACCCGGUUCUGUUCUGCCCGUCUCUGCUCACUACGCCACCUCAAAGCAUUCGGAAUCAUGUCAUGCUUUACAGUUUUUUUAUAAGCAAAGUGCCAGGCCUCGCUUUAGAUGGUGCUAGCAUGACCGCGGCUAAGUGCUAACAUGGCCCAAAUGUUUUUUUUGGUGAUAAUUGAGUUCCAUGUGCUGCUGCUGCUGAUCUUACAAAGAUAAGGAGGAUGAAGAAUGUCAAGCCCUCCUCCUCCCACUUCCUGUCAGGCCUUGAUUGUCUUUGUAUUGACGUUCCGUCCUGUUGUUCAUAUUAUCUUCUUUGGAUUCCUUUUCAUUUAUUAAUACAUAAACUGUGGAAUAUUUGGUCUGGUGCCGCUGAAAGCCAGUGAACGUUUUAGUCUUUUGACGCAGCCACCAGGUGGCAGCAGCAGCAGUGAACAUUGGCCUGAAGAAGCUCUAUUGCGGUGACUGGAGCGACACAUGCUCACCAGCGCCCCUCCAGCAUUGGAGGGGAAUCAAAUAUACGACUUUUUUUUAAUGGCGCUGACGCAAUCCGUAUCGGUAACGUAAUCGGUUCUGCGCAUGCGCGAUAUCGACAUCACUUCCUGCUUUCGCACAUUUUUACAACAGUGCUUUGACGACGUCACGUGCGGCGGUAGUUAACCGUACUUCAUACAUUGAAUAUAUUGGGAGGUCAUGUUAUUAGUGACUCUUAUUAAAAGAAAUUUGUUAGCAUGUGGAUGUUUCUAGACUGAACUACGUAAAAACUAAACACUAUGCACGUAGCGCAUACGCAUGCGCCACAUAUCCGGUUACAUAUAUAUGAAUACAUCCCAUUAAAUUCAGUUAUAUUUGAAUGCAAUAAUGGAUUCAUUUAGAGGCUUCAGCUAAGAAGGUUUUAUUUUUUUAAACGUAGAAAUACCAAGUAGGGAUGCUCCGAUCAGGGUUUUAUGCAGCCAAUUCAGAUACCGAUCAUCCAAGACAGAAAUCGACUGAUAACGAUACCAAUACAAUCACAUGGAUUAUUUAUACAUUUUUCAAUGUAUUCAUGAUGAGUGAUAUACGAGUCUGGACAAUUCCAAGGUCGCUUGAUUCCCAAAAAAGUAGUCAAGGGGGGUGGCAACGUCAUUUGUUUCAUGGGACCCAGAAUUCCUGUUACUGCCUAUCUGAUAUAGACAAUAAAAUCACCUUCAUUUAGACAAAAAUAUAUUUUACUAACUUGUGAAAUUUCCAGAGGAUGAGACUGCGCUCGUCCGAUGAAUUGAAUUAUUUUUCGGGUUAUUAGCUUAGCCGUCUUGGCUUAGCUGUCCCAUACAGUUGAGUGUUAGCCACAUGGUUACGUGAGCUGCUCACCAUACUAUACUCGGUCAAGUGUCGACUAAAGCUUUUUAAGGUGCUACCCCUGUAAAGAUUGUUUUCGUGGCAUGUGUUAGCAGUUAGGUACCACACCGCAGACAUGAUGGUCGCUGUCGGCUGCAAUAGUGCUAUCCACAGGUGAUCGGCUUUGAACGGCAUUUUGGCAUAUGCCGAUUUUUACGGAAAUGGGCUGAUCCUGAUUGGUGGUGAUCCCUAAUCCAAACAUAACUUGUUAGCAAACGCAUUUGUAUUUUUUCAGUGGCGAAAAAAAAACUUUAUUUAUGGAACCAAGAAAAGAUAGCUCAUAGCUAUGUUGUAUGUUUGUAAGUUUUUUGGGAGUGGAGGGCUAACAUAUAUUGCACAUGUGUCGUACAAAUGUUGGUGCUUGACGUUUACGCUAUGUAACUGUCGUAAAAUAGAUCGACAAAUGACGUACAUUUCAUGUGCGAAGAAGAGCAAAUCGCUUGCCCAGCACGUGCCUGCCGAAAAAUAGACGCAUUCUACACAUGCCUAGAACGGAUUGCAUUUCUGGUUCAGAUUACAUAGUGACGGCCAUUUCUGUUCACGUAUACCUGACAGCAGGGCGGAGAAAGGUGCCUCAUUUUGUUUAAAAAAAAAAAAAAAAAAGAAGUCAUAAAUUUGUCUCAAGUCUUAGGAAUUUUCUGGAAAAGCUUUCGGGUGCUUUUCUUUUAUUCCAGAUUUUUCCAAAAAGGGCUUUGAGGUGAGUGAAGUGAAGGCCGGUGGGCAGAGACACCCAACCCCCCCUCCAAACCAGUACCCUAAAUCCCACCCCGUCCAUCAUGGUUCCUCUGGUGCAGACUGAACUUCCCAACCUGAUCCAAGUUCCCCGGCGACACAAUUCCGCGAUUGAGGAAGAAGCUUUUCCGUCGUUCAAGUUUUCCUCGGAAGUCCAGCGCUACACGCCGCCGUGGUUGUGAUGCUCGUGGUCUUGUACGGUGACUUUAGCGGACAGCGUGGGAUGUUUGCGUGCUUGUAGUUACCUCCCCACCAGCCCCACCCGCUGUCGCUAGGACGGCCCACUUCAUGGCUCUACUUCUUGUCAUCCAGAAAGACAACCUGCUGAAACCAACUUCCUCUCUUUAGCGACCACGUCUAUCUUUGUAGUUCACAUAUAUGCCUGUUAUACAAGUACACUUGUUCUAUUUAUGUUGUGUAAGAAAUGUCGUGCUACUCAACUUUGCUUUCUUUCUUUUGGAGCCACACGCAUGGUCAUCUAACAGAUGUUUUUUUUUUAUUGUUAUAAUUUUUUAUUUGUAAUGGUUGUACUGUAACAACAAGUCAUUGUGUAUCAGAGCUUCUUGCAAAAGAUUUGGUGUCUGGCUGCUCGACACUCGCCCACAAUCUCUGUGGUGUUUGUGCCUCUUGUUGAUUUGUCCAACAAUCAUUGUUUCGCUCUUGUAUCAGCCAGGAGUUGGUACAGCACCUCUGCUUGUAAUCACAAUAGUCCCAUUUUCUUCAUUGAGUUUAAUAUCAAAUAUAAUAAAACCAUUAGCACCCCAA